This is a messenger RNA of Panonychus citri (citrus red mite), 2811 nucleotides long. RefSeq names its product histidine-rich glycoprotein-like. The record is from RefSeq and is a predicted model, not a curated record. The transcript has 4 exons. NCBI's taxonomy places the organism in Eukaryota, Metazoa, Arthropoda, Arachnida, Trombidiformes, Tetranychidae. Bases 1466 to 2488 code for a protein of 340 amino acids.
UUGCUGUUGUUCAGGUGAAGAUUAGGGAAUCAAGUGAAUUAAACUUGAUUCUUGAUUGUCUAUUUUUAAUUGUUGGCUUGUAGUUGUUGAGGGUUGGUGAUAUUUUUGAAUUUAACUAAAUUUUCAUUCAUGUUAAUCAACAAUUAAAAGUUCAUUGAGUUUUAUAAACAAGAUGAUAAAGGUCAAAACUUUUUUCCCUUUCACUAUUAUUUUUAAUUGUUCAACUCGAUUGUUUUAUUUGUUGAUUAAUUAAUUGUCUAUUUGCUGUUCAUUAACCAGGUUGAUUUAAUUAGUUGCAAAGUUUUUGUGACUUCUCAUUUAUAUCAAUUGAUUUUCAUGUCAAUUAGUUUGGGAGGAAUUUAGAUAAAUUUUAAUUGAAACUGUUAAUUGUUGUUAAUCAAAUUUAUUUACUCAAGGUAAUCAGAAAGUAGUAACAAUUAAAAUCAAUCAAAUCUCAUGAUAGGACUUUUUUUCAUCUUCAAAAACUUCAGCGAAACAAUUAACUAAUUUUCCAAUAAGAUUUAAUUUUCUCACCUGUUAAAGCUAAAUUGCUGAUUGUUGAGAGGGAAACAAUUAAAGAAUCGUGAUUAAGGAGCAAAGUAAAAAGUCAGAUACCAAAGUUUUAAACAAUUAACUAAUUGUGGACAAUUAGACUAAUCAAGUUUAACUUAGAAUAUCAUCUAACUAAUCACAAUUAAAGGUCUAAAUUUACAUUGCAAACUGAAUUAAACAAUGGACCAGAAAAGUAACAAUUAGUUUCUUAAAUUACAAUUAGCAAGUUAAUUGUUUACCUUUUGAAAAACAUUCAACUAAUCAGGUUGAAGGGAAGGCGUUAAUUGCUGAAAUUUGAUUUAACCAAAUGAUAGAUUAACAAUUAACGUAAAUCAUAAUUAGAUUUGUGGCAAUAAUCAAGUAAUCAAAAACUUUUUCUAAUUGUCAACAAUUCCUAAAGUUUUUGUUUGAAUCCAGAGAAAACAAAACAAUUUAAAUUGCGAUUAAUUUGAUUCGAUUUUUUUUCCUUCUCAAUCUUAAUCAUAAAUUAAAUUGAAUUUUUUUUUUCCUAAUCAAGUUAUUUGAUUUCCGAAACUUUUUUUUCGUGUCUGAACAGUUCAAACCAAAUCAUUAUGAUAAAAAUGCUAUUUGAUUGUUACAAUUAACAGUCGAGUUAUUUACUAACAAACUUUUUUUUUCUCUCCAUCAAUUGUUACACAAACUAAAUUGUUCCGAUGAAUUUUUUGUCUCUUCUAAUCUUAAUUGUGGACAAAAUGACUCCCAAUCAAUUUUAAUUGAGAAUUGAUUUGGUAUAAAUUGUUGAGAUUUCGUUGAAAUUAUCAUCAGUAGUCAGUUGAUCAACAAUCAACUAACAACAACAUCCGAUUUAUUAGUUUUACACCAACAACAAUAAUCUAAUCCAAUAGUAAACUGAGUUGUACAAUUGAACAAUCAGUUAAACCAAUCAACGAAAAUGAAGUUUAUUAGUUUAUUAACUGUUUUAAUUGUUGUUAUCCAGGUAACAAUCAGUUCGGGUAAUCCAUUGACCGAUUUGGUUAAUGCAAUUGUCCCAAGUACUAAAUCAGCUGUUGAAAAGCAAGCAGAGGAAUCGAUUGGUAAAGUAGCAAUAAUCAGACCUCUUGAUGGUUGGGGUCAUCAUGAUGGUCAUCAUGGUUGUCAUGUGAAAGAGGUAACUCAUCAUCAUCACCAUCAUCAUAAACACGCUCCCGUUGAGGCUCAUCAUCACCAUAAACAUGGACACAAACACGGGCACGACCAUAAACAUGGACAUGGUCACAAACACGGACACAAACAUGACCAUAAACAUGACCAUGGACACAAACACGGGCAUGGACAUAAACACGAUGCUUGGCAUAAGCAUGACCAUGGACAUAAACACGGUCACAAACACGAUCAUGGACACAAACAUGACCAUUGGGAGAAACACGAUCACAAACAUGGACACAAACACGGUCAUGACCACAAACAUGGACACAAACACGACCAUUGGCAUAAGCAUGGACACAAACACGGACACGACCACAAACAUGGCCACAAACACGACCACAGCCAUAAACAUGGACAUGAUCAUAAACACGGUCACAAAAAUGACCACUGGCAUCAUCAUGGACACAAACACGAACACGGUUGGCAUGAUCAUGGUCAUCAUCAUGGUUGGCAUGAUCACGGUCACCAUGGACACCACGAUGGACACCAUGGUUGGGGUCACGAUCACGGACACAAAGGUCAUGAUCACGGACAUGGACAUGGACAUGGACACCACGGUUGGCAUGAUAUCCACAAGAAGGAUGGAUCCAUUUCCGUUGCUUCCUCUUCCCCUGUUGCUGCUUCUGGUUCAAGUGACUCAAGUUCCUAUGGGUCACCCGGUUACAGUGUAAUCGAUUCAAAAGGAUUUACCUCAUCUCUCAAAAAUGACGAUAAAACAAUCAAGAUGAUUGCUGAAUUUGACAAAGAAUUUUAUUCCAAAGCAAAAUGAAUCAACUCCAACAAUCAACACACUCACUCACUCGAUACUCGCACUCGAACCUGUGAUAAUUAGUCAACUAAUCAAAUGAAAAAAAACCAAAGCAACAAGAAAAAAUGACCAAAAAAAAGACCAAUUUCAGACCAAACGUAACAAUCAAUUAUGAUUAAUUUAUAAGUAUAAAUAUUGUAUCAAAAUUGUAAAUCAAUCAUCAAACCUUAAAAUUGUAAUUUAUCACCAAUCAGUUGAUUGUUCAACAACAAUUAACUUCCUCAUCAGUGUAAAAAAAAUCCACUCAUUCUGUAAAAAAUUAAACUCAAUUUCCCGCUACUUAA